CUCACUCGAGACAAGCACAGCAGACACGCGCUGGGCCAGGUCUGCACGUCCCACCAGCUCUACCCGCACCACCUCGACCGGCGCCCGCAACCCUCGGCCAUCCUCCCUCCUCAUCGCCCCCCUCUCGACAUGCCGUCGCUCCCCUCGACGCUCCCCCUGCCCAACAGCAGCAAGGGCAAGGGCGUCACCACCUACUUUGAGAACAAGAUCUCGGCCGCAGAGCACCUCAUCAACGCCAAGACCCAGAACCUCCGUCGCCUCGAGGCCCAGCGCAACGCCCUCAACGCCCGCGUCCGCCUCCUCCGCGAGGAGCUCCAGCUCCUCCAGGAGCCCGGCAGCUACGUCGGCGAGGUCGUAAAGGUCAUGGGCCAGAAGAAGGUCCUCGUCAAGGUCCAGCCCGAGGGCAAAUACGUCGUCGACUUUGCGAGCAACAUCACCAUCAGCCAGCUCACGCCCAACCUGCGCGUCGCCCUUCGCUCCGACUCCUACCAGCUCCACUCGAUCCUCCCGACCAAGCAGGACCCGCUCGUCGCCCUCAUGAUGGUCGAAAAGGUGCCCGACUCGACGUACGAGAUGGUCGGCGGCCUCGACCAGCAGAUCAAGGAGAUCAAGGAGGUCAUCGAGCUGCCCGUCAAGCACCCCGAGCUGUUUGACGCCCUCGGCAUCGCCCAGCCCAAAGGCGUCCUCCUGUACGGCCCGCCGGGCACGGGCAAGACGCUCCUCGCGCGCGCCGUCGCGCACCACACCGACUGCCGCUUCAUCCGCGUCAGCGGCUCCGAGCUCGUGCAGAAGUACAUCGGCGAGGGCUCGCGCAUGGUCCGCGAGCUGUUUGUCAUGGCGCGCGAGCACGCGCCGUCCAUCAUCUUCAUGGACGAGAUCGACUCGAUCGGCUCGAGCCGCGGCGGCGGCGGCGGCGGCGGCGGCGGCGACUCGGAGGUGCAGCGCACCAUGCUCGAGCUCCUCAACCAGCUCGACGGCUUCGAGGCGACCAAAAACAUCAAGGUCAUCAUGGCGACCAACCGCAUCGACAUCCUCGACCCGGCCUUGCUCCGUCCCGGUCGGAUAGACCGCAAGAUCGAGUUUCCUCCUCCUGGGCCCGAAGCGCGCGUGUCGAUCCUGCGCAUCCACUCGCGCAAGAUGUCGCUCCAGCGCGGCAUCAACCUGCGGUCGCUCGCCGAGAAGAUGGGCAACUGCUCGGGCGCCGAGGUGCGCGGCAUCUGUACCGAGGCGGGCAUGUACGCGCUGCGCGAGCGUCGGCAGCACGUCACGCAGGAAGACUUUGAACUCGCCGUCGCCAAGGUGUUGCGCAAGGCGGGCGAGGGCAGCAUGUCGUCGACCAAGCUGUUCAACUAGAGCGGAGGUCCCCACUCUCUCUGCAACUCGAGUGCCCUGUACAUUCUC
Messenger RNA from Rhodotorula graminis WP1, 1401 nucleotides. RefSeq lists its product as uncharacterized. The transcript is spliced from 4 exons. Gene Ontology annotation, cellular component: proteasome regulatory particle, base subcomplex. Lineage: Eukaryota; Fungi; Basidiomycota; Microbotryomycetes; Sporidiobolales; Sporidiobolaceae. The coding region runs from base 130 to 1353 and encodes 407 amino acids. The record is from RefSeq and is a predicted model, not a curated record. Gene Ontology annotation, biological process: proteasome-mediated ubiquitin-dependent protein catabolic process. Gene Ontology annotation, molecular function: ATP hydrolysis activity; ATP binding; proteasome-activating activity.